This is a messenger RNA of Amyelois transitella, 6070 nucleotides long. RefSeq names its product protein argonaute-2 (gene Ago2). Bases 140 to 3505 code for a protein of 1121 amino acids. The transcript is spliced from 24 exons. Gene Ontology annotation, molecular function: RNA binding; protein binding. The record is from RefSeq and is a predicted model, not a curated record. NCBI's taxonomy places the organism in Eukaryota, Metazoa, Arthropoda, Insecta, Lepidoptera, Pyralidae.
ACUGCAACACCUCAGUUCAGUGGCAAGUUUACAAUCAAACUGAACGUCGUUUCUUCCGAAAAGUACAUAUUUUAAUAAAUUUGAGCCAAAAGCAAGAACCGAGAUAUUGUUGAAUCACAGAAAAUAAGCAAUAAUUAAAAUGGGAAGAGGAGGCAAGAAGAAGGACAAGAAGAAGGAGGAGGGUGAAUUAUCGGCUGCUGACAUGAGUCUGAGCGAGCCAUCAUCCUCUUCUGUACCAACAUCAGACGAAAAACCAAAAGAACAGGAAAAACCAAAAGAAGAGGAAGACUAUGAAGGCGGCCUGGGGGUUCCAAAAAGCAGGAAGCGUAGACCGAGGAAGAAGCCUUCAGCAGCGGCGGUCGAAGCUGCCGCAGCCGCCGCAGCCGCCUCUUCUGCUUCCACCUCCGCGAUACCAACGACACCUACCGGCCCUGUAACCCCCCAAAUCCAAAGUGCUCCCCAGACUCAAAGUACCCCCCAGACUCAAAGUACCCCCCAAACUCCAUAUUCCCCUCAGAGUUCUUUCACUAUGCAGUCUCCUCAAGAUGUAGGAGAAGCGGCUGGCCCAUGGGGCAGACGAAGCAUGCCCGUUAGCCAAGACGUGAGACGCAGCUUGGCGUUCAGUCAAGGCGAGCAAACAGGGUUCCCGGGCCCCCAAACAGGACCCCCGGGAUUCUCAGGCUCUCAAACAGGACCCCCGGGAUUCUCAGGCUCUCAAACAGGACACCCAGGGUUCUCAGGCCCUCAAAGUCCUCCAUACCUUCAAAGCCCCCCACGGCUCCAGACUCCCCCACGCCAUCAGACUCCCCCACGCCAUCAGACUCCCCCUCGGCUUCAGACUCCCCCUCGCCUCCAGACUCCCCCUCGCCUCCUGACUCCCCCUCGGCUCCAGACUUCCCCACAAUACCAAAGCCCUCCCAUAUAUCCUGGCCCGUCUACCUCUCAAUCGCCCAUGCAACCUGGUCCAGCACCAACCUUUUCACGUAGUGGGAGCCAAGUUGGUGGACAAACACCAGAGGAGCGUAAAUCAAGCGGAACAAUAUGCCGUUUCAAGAUACCACGGAAAAUCGAGGGCAGAUCUGUGCCGGCAGAUAUAGUGAUGGUCCACACAAAUUACUUGGAGAUGACCUUUAAGAAUUUGAAUAUUUCCCGUUACGAUGUAUCAUUCAAACCGGAAAUCAAGAAGCUAUUGCCGAAGGCGUUCGAAGAAAUCAAAAAUAAACAUUUCUCUAAUUCUUUGAUAGCUUUUGAUCAAGUAAAAAAUUGUUACUCGCUGACACCUCUCCCAGGAGUUGGGGAAACUGAGAGAUUCUCCACGGCCGUUGAAGUACAAGAUAACCACGGAAGAAAAGUGAAAUUUGAUGUGGCCUUUAAGUUUACCGGCGAAGUGCCUUUUAGCAAAAUCAGAAAUUAUAUGACGACUGGCGGCACUUCACUUAACCCGCCAAGUGAAGUGAUUCAAUGUAUCGAUGUUAUUUUGCGGCAGGGCGCCUUGGAGGCCUAUGUAAAGGCAGGCAGGCAGUUUUUCAAGAGGCCGCGACAGCCUAUCGACCUUGGCUUUGGUCUUGAAAUGUGGACGGGCUUGUUCCAGUCCGCCAUAUUCACUUCGAAAUCUUUCAUCAAUAUUGAUGUUGCCCACAAAGGGUUUCCUAAGGCCCAAAACUUGGUAACAACGUUGAUAGAUGAUUUCAAACUAGAACCAACAAUGGAACUAGAAAAGCAGAGGAAUAAGCGAUCAUAUGAAUUGUUCCAGGCAUUCCUUAAAGGAUUGAGGGUUAUAGCGCCUGUGGCCAGUCAAAAAAACGUGAAGCGGGAUUUCGUGUGUAACAAGUUAGUCAAAUCCGCUAGAGAGCAGACAUUCGACUACACCGACACGAGUUCAGGCACGACGGAGAAAAAGACGGUCCUAGAUUUCUUUAAGUCUAAAAAUAUCACGAUACAGUUUCCGGAUUUGAACUGUGUGUGGGUCGGAGGGAGGGACAAGAAUAUAUAUUACCCAAUGGAAUUGCUGGACGUGGCAUUUGGCCAGGCUCUGAACAGGCAACUGAAUGAAGAACAACUAAAAAGAAUGGUGAUAAACGCGGCCACUCCGCCAAAUGUACGCAAGGCGAAAAUUGAAGAAAUUAUCAGAGAUAUGAAGUACUCCAGCAAUAAAUUCUUCAAAGAGUUCGGUUUGAAUAUAUCGAAUAGUUUCUACGAAGUGGAUGCGCGUAUUCUACAACCGCCUCCGUUGGAAAUAAGCGUGGGGAAGACGAUUAUACCCAGGCGGGGAGAGUGGCGUCAACCAGGACUUUUGCAACCAGCUACGAUGAACAACUGGGGUAUCAUAGCAGUGGAUAUCAAUAGACAAUUCUGCAGUAUCACUGAUAUUGUCUCAAUGCUUGUAAACGUCUCCAAGAGGUUGGGCAUGAGAAGUGCCGAACCGAAUAUGAGACGUGAGAAUGUCACCAUGAACACGUUAUACACCAAUUUGAACGACGCUCAGAAAAAAAAUUUAAAUGUGCUGUUUGUUAUCGUCGGCUCGCAUUCUAGGGAUCUUUAUCACAAAGUAAAGCAGAUUGCUGAACGUCAAAUUGGCGUACUGACACAAUGCAUAAAGGAGGCCACGUUAAAACGUUUGAGCGAUCAAACCAUACAGAAUAUAUUGCUAAAGGUGAAUUCCAAAUUGUCGGGUGUAAACCAAGCUAUACCCAUUCGAUCGCUGCCUCGCUCUUUGGCAAACAGAGACGUAAUGGUUGUAGGUGCUGACGUCACCCAUCCUUCUCCAGAUCAGUCGUCUAUUCCGAGUAUUGCGGCUGUCACCGCAUCUAUGGAUGACAAAUGUUACGUCUACAACAUUGAACUAAGCAUCCAAACCCCUAAGAAAGAAAUGAUAGUUCAGUUCGAGGACAUGAUGGUUACCCAGUUCCAAAUAUACUUUAAACGCAACAACAGCUAUCCCAGGAAGAUUUAUGUUUUCCGUGAUGGAGUCUCCGAGGGACAAUUUGCUGAGGUGAUGAACAGCGAGUUACAAGCUGUUCACAAGGCUUACCAAAGGGUAGUUGGACCCAGACAUAAACCAGAGAAACCCGAAGUCCUGUUCCUUUUGGUACAGAAGCGUCAUCAUACAAGAUUUUUCUUGAAAAACAAUCCGAAUUACAACGUGGAGCCCGGCACAGUGGUAGACAAGGAUAUAGUUCACGCCAGCGAAUUAGAUUUUUACAUGGUGUCCCACAAAGCCAUAAAAGGCACCGCCCGUCCCACGCGCUACCACGCGGUCUGCAACGACAGCGCCAUGCCGCACGACGAGGUGGAACAGUUGGCCUUCUACCUGUGCCACAUGUUCUCCCGCUGCACCAGAUCCGUGUCAUAUCCGACACCCACGUACUACGCGCAUUUGGCCUGCCUCCGAGCGAGAUCUCUCACUCACGGUGAAACUUUCGAUAACGAUGCAUUGGAAAAGGAACCUCGUCGUCUGCGAGUCUUGGAAUCUAUUUGGAGAUACAACCCCAUGUUCUUCGUUUAAAUUUGUAUGAGCUUAUAUAGUCCAUUUCUUUAGGUGCGAAAUAAAGCUUGAUAUGCUUUGUUUGAAAAACAAUUUUUUAAAUUAAUUAUAAAAAAAAAACAAGAAACAAAAUAAAGAACAGAUGUCAUUUGCUAUUAUAUAUCAAUACUUUAUUUUAGAAAUUUAUUUGAUAAAAAGAUACAUCAAUAUUGAUUAUUUUUGCUUCAGUACGUAUGUACCUAAUAAAAUGGACUAUAUUAUAUUGUUUUUGUUUUAACUUUGUGAGAUAUUAUGUAUUGUAAAAUAUGUGUGUUUUUUUAUUAUAUUUUUAUAUUAAGUAAUAAAAUGAAUCUAUAUAAUUGAUUAUCAAUAAUACAUUUAAAAAAGUUUAAAAUAUCUAAGAUUUUUUCAAUAAAAAAACUUAUGAUACCAAAAAAAAAAAUGUUUGAAAAUAUAUUUUUAUGAUUUAAUUCUAUUCCUAUAUUUAGAAAGAAACCUGUGAUUUUUGGUUAAUAUUGUAAGACUGAUUCAUUUGCAUUGACUUAUUAUUGCGUUUGAUAAUUAAAGUUAGGUUUUACCUAUGUAUUGCAUUAUUGCAAAAGAUAGCUGCAUUAUUGGUGAUUACAGCUAGGAGGCUGAAUGUUAUCGUAAUUUGGAGGUAAAGUCUAUUAAAUUAUGUGUCGAUAUGUUGUAGAUACAUUUAGUAGAAUAGUUUGUUAGUCUGUAGUCUGUAUCAUAGUAUUCAAUGUCAAAAUCUACGUUUGCUCGACAUUAGUCAGAUUCUACAUUGGACUCGACUAUACUACUGAGACUAUCGACGGUAAAUAGACAUACUCCUACCUUCCGGUGUUAAAACAGGUUACAUCCAAACCUUUUAGGAGAAGGGCCCAAGGUGCGCUGUUUGACAAUGAUCCUGGAUGGGUGAGUCAGGAUUUUACACGAAGCAUCUUUUACAGGGGAAGCUUACCCUCAUUGGAUCUUGCAUUCAGCCUUUAGUCGCCUUUUACGACAUCCGUAGGAAAGAUAUGAGAUGGUCAUUCUAUCAAAGUGGCAGGAACCACAUAAAAAAUUAACUCACUCAUUAUUUUAAAAAAAUUCGGACUUACCCCACGAUUACGAAAUCAGCUUCCUUUCAUAUUGUAACUAAAUGAGCAAUCAUCUAUUAUUUUGUUUUUUAAAAAUCUGAAAUUUGUACAUAAUUCAACGCCAUUGAAUCACCAAACGUUAUUUUCAAGUAAUAAAUAUUGCCCAAAUCUUCGACAGGGUUUUCCAAUAAUAUUUCUUGUAGUAUAUAAUACGUUAAAAAUAAAAAUGUAAUCAAUAUUGUAAUACGUGUAGGCAUUAUGUAUCUGGAUGUUUUUAUUUUAUGACCGCCGCCGUCAUGUUUACCGACCGAUUGAAUCGUGCUUUCGUCACGAACUCAUUUCGUCACGAACUCAGUUCGUCACCAUGUUCCGUAAAAUUGGUAUGAUCUCUGCUGAUCUGGUCUGAUCCAGAUGACAGCAGGAUGGAACGAUAAAUAUGACGUAGGUGCGAAAAAGAUAGAGCAUAAUAGUAUUGAAUGUGUCAUAGAGAUAUAUUUUAAGAAUUGAUUCCUGAAUUCGAAACUGGAAGGAGUUUUGAAGAUUGAUGUUUAAGAUUAUCUUUUCAAUUAUUUAAUGUUUAGUUAGAUGAUGCCAAUAAGAAGUUAACACCAAAAAAAUUGUGUUAACUUCUUAUUGGCAUACGACAUGCAUUAUUAAAGCCUUAUACAAAUCGAUCUGUGACAGAUGUCAUAUGCAUACGUUUUAUUGUCUGUCUUCAACGCACAUACGGUAUAGUUAUCUUUUAAUGUUGCUGUCACAAAGAUCAACUUAUAAGAAUUAAGUAUAGAAGCACUUCUGAAAUUGCAAAAUUUCUAUAAUUUUUUAAACACUUCGUAUCCAUGAUGGCUGCCUUUUAAUUCAUAUUUUUUGUUGUACGAUAAGUUGUUAAAUAAGUCUGCCUGUUAUGUAUUUGGGGAGUUAUAUUUUGAACUAUGCUAAAUUGCAGUAAUAAUAAUCAGUAGAAAGUUAAAACAUCCCUAAUACAUACAGUUUUACUUCAAAUGUGUAUUUUAAACAUAAUUAUUACUAAGGAAUUUAAUCAGCUGACGAAAAUAAUUUCAAAUUAAUAAUAUCAAACAUAUUUUCCGGUAUUUUAAAUAACAAAAUGUAAGUAAUUUUAUUCAAAUAACCAUUAAUGUUUUUGGCAAUGUUAUUGUAAUAAAAAGGUUUGUGCAGACAAGAGAUUUUUUGGGUGAAAAAUAAAACGUCUAUUACGUAUAAAUAAGAGUUCUCGGACGGAUUCACGUUCAGAAUUCAUCCAAUCAGGUAACGUUUGCAGAUAAUGGUACACUUUGAUUGGUUUGUUUCAUAAAUUUCUGAUUUCGUAUGAAUGAAACUUAUCGUAAUGUAGGUAAAGUGAAGGUUUUAAAGUUAGCAAAACGAAGUACCUUACCUCCUUUACAUAAAUUUGUGUAUUAUGAUCAUUGUUUUCGCGCUAUUUAAUACAGGUACUCGUAUUCUAGGCAAAAGUCUCUUCUCUGCGCUUGCCCCUACUAAAUUU